AUGGCGGAAAUCAACGAGAGAGCGUCGACUUCGUCGCCGCCGGUGCCGUCGACGCCAGCGCCAGUGCCACACAUCCGACAGUUGGCGGACAAUAUGACCGACAAAGUCGGACAGUUCUUCCAGCAUCAAAUCGAGGGUACGUACCUUUUUACGAACUUUGUGAUGGGUUUUUGACCUCUGAAAUGCCUUUCUCUCGUUGUUCCUUCAAAACUCCCAAGAGACGUUCAAAAACGGUUCUGACACGCAAUUCUAUUUGCUGCCAGAACAGAGAAUUUUUUUCCGAAUUAAUAGAAAAUAGUAUUGUUUAGGAUCGAUCGAAGAGUACAAACUUCUGGAGAACAUGAACACGGCGACGGCGCAGAGAUACGUGGAUAUGAAGGUGGUGGCGGAGAAGUUGGCCGGAAAGCUGGACAAUUUGAAUCAGAAAUGUACGUUUUUUGUAGCGUUUUUUUGAACAUCGAUCUUAAAAGAUUUUUCUAGACAAAAAGCUCACUUUGAGCAGGUAAAAUGACAGAAUUUGUUGUGGAAAUUCAAAAAAUGUUGCAGACGAGACCCUCCGUCCGUACUUGACCCAAAUCGACGCGAUGGACGAGAGCACCCGGCGAUUGGAGGAGGCCACUGCUGUUUUGGAGAAUUAUGUCGCCCAACUUGGUCGGUUUUUGUGGAAAGAGGAUUCUUUCAAAUCGUUUUUUUUUUGUUGCAGAAUCCAAAUUGACCAACAUCCAGCAAAGCCCAUAG
Caenorhabditis sp. 36 PRJEB53466 is the source of this 738-nucleotide messenger RNA. The record is from the annotation of a GenBank genome assembly. NCBI's taxonomy places the organism in Eukaryota, Metazoa, Nematoda, Chromadorea, Rhabditida, Rhabditidae.